GCUCCACAGAACUGGAGGAUCUCUGUCUGGUCCGGUGUGAGAUCCCUCCGGGCUUCCCAGCUGAAGCCAAACACCCCGCGCGGCCAGGAGCGAGGAUGGAGUGGCUGGUGUUGAGGAAGCUCUUCUGUCAUCUGUCUACCUUCCAACUGAUUUGGUUCUUGGCUGCCAUGAUGUUAUGCAGGGCACAAGUGGAGACCCGAGAUGUAAGAGAGUUGCUGAACACACCUGCUUCUUUAAGAUGCUCUCUGCAACAUCCCCAGGAAGUUUUGAUUGUGACAUGGCAAAAAAUCAAGGCUGUAAGCCCAGAAAACAUGAUCACCUUUAGCCAGAACCAUGGGGUUGUAGUCCAGCCUGCCUAUAAGGACAAGAUAAACAUCACCCAGCUGGGACUCUUGAACUCAACCAUUACCUUCUGGAAUACCACCUUGGAAGAUGAAGGGUGUUACAAGUGCCUCUUCAAUACCUUUGGUUCUGGGAAGAUCUCAGGAAUAGCCUGCCUCACUCUCUUUGUACAGCCCACAGUAUUCCUUCACUAUAAAUUAUCUGAAGACCACCUAAAUAUCACUUGCUCUGCCAAUGCUCGCCCAGCCCCUGUGAUCUCCUGGAAGGUCUCUGGGUCAGAGAUUGAGAACAGUACUGAGAUUCUCUCACAACCCAAUGGGACAACGUCUGUCACCAGCAUCCUCCAGAUCAAAGACCCCAAGAGUCAGGUGGGGAAAGAGGUGAUCUGCCAGGUACUGCACCUGGGGACUGUGACCGACUACAGGGAAACUGUGCACAAAGGCUUUUGGUUUUCAGUUCCACUACUGUUAAGUAUUGUUUCCUUGGUAAUUCUUCUGGUCUUAAUUUCAAUCCUACUAUACUGGAAACAUCGUCGGAACCAAGACCGAGAGCCAUAGAGGAGUCACACAGAACCCUGAAAGUUAUUCCCUGGUCUACUUGAAUCUGACUCAGGAGGCAAGCAGGAGAAAGAGGGUCAUUCUCCAAGGAACCUAAAAGAGCAAAA
Physeter macrocephalus (sperm whale) is the source of this 1006-nucleotide messenger RNA. It is a transcript of the gene CD200, whose product is annotated as CD200 molecule. The transcript is spliced from 6 exons. Gene Ontology annotation, cellular component: cell surface; axon; neuronal cell body. The record is from RefSeq and is a predicted model, not a curated record. Gene Ontology annotation, molecular function: cell-cell adhesion mediator activity. Bases 96 to 899 code for a protein of 267 amino acids. NCBI's taxonomy places the organism in Eukaryota, Metazoa, Chordata, Mammalia, Artiodactyla, Physeteridae. Gene Ontology annotation, biological process: negative regulation of neuroinflammatory response; regulation of immune response; heterotypic cell-cell adhesion.